Colletotrichum gloeosporioides is the source of this 2304-nucleotide messenger RNA. Its product is annotated as pH-response regulator protein palF/RIM8. The record is from RefSeq and is a predicted model, not a curated record. Gene Ontology annotation, cellular component: cytoplasm; cytosol; plasma membrane. Lineage: Eukaryota; Fungi; Ascomycota; Sordariomycetes; Glomerellales; Glomerellaceae. The coding region runs from base 1 to 2304 and encodes 767 amino acids. Gene Ontology annotation, molecular function: protein-macromolecule adaptor activity; ubiquitin protein ligase binding. Gene Ontology annotation, biological process: ubiquitin-dependent endocytosis. The transcript is spliced from 2 exons.
AUGGGCGCAUACUCGCAUUCCAACGGCUCCGUCGAAGAAACAACCUCGUCCACACGCUCGUUUUUUUCUCGCUUCGCCCUGCCGAUCCGCUCGCGUUCGCGUAACCUCGCCGACUUCCACGUCCGCCCCGACGACCCCCACCGCCAGUACUCGGCUGGCGACCAUGUCCGUGGCGCCGUAGUCUUGACCGUUGUCAAGCCGGUGCGCAUCACACAUCUCACCGUCACCCUACAUGGCUACGUCCGCGUCCACAAGGGGCCUGCCGUCAGCGAGCCUCCCGUCGCGAAUCCCGCCCUGUCCGGUCGGUCUUCGGCACAAUACCACGGAAAUGGUCACGCUUCGCUCUUCCAGGACGAGCAGGUGCUCAGCGGCGAGGGGAGGUUGGAGGCUUCGAAAUACGAGUUCAAUUUUGAUUUAGUGUUCCCCGAAAAGGGUUUGCCUAGCAGCAUUGACUUUGAACGAGGCACGAUUUCCUACAUGAUUACAGCGACUCUAACGCGUCCGACUUCAAUAUCGCCAACGACAUCAUGCGACCGAAAGAUUCAACUGGUGGAAAAGGUGGACAUUGGGCCUCUCGCGCCUCCGCGUCCCCGGACGAUUUACCUCGAACCGAUUUCCAAAAAGUCAAAAAGAAAGAGGACUGGCGGUGGAGAGAAAGCUUCGCUCGCUGUAGAGAGCGUUGACCAUGGUUCGGACAUGGAACAGCGCGAAGCAGUGACACCCGAUCCCGCAGCGUCAAACGACGAGUCUACACACGAUCCACUCGAGCAACCGCGGAGUCCAACUCACACAGAUAUCCAGAGCGAAGUCAGCGGGGACAGCACCAUAAGUUCCAGUACAGGCAUCAGCUUAACGCGGGCCGAACCCCGUUUAGGCGGCUCUCUGACAAACUCCAAGAUGCAAGCCGUCGACGAAAAAACAAUAACGGCUACUAUUGAGAUGCUCAAGGGCGGCGCAUUACCAGGAGACACCGUUUCCGUCAAGGUGUCUGUCCAACAUAUCAAGCGAAUAAAGAGCAUGCACGGUGUUAUUGUCACCAUGUAUCGCCAAGGCAGGAUCGAUACAGCGCCGCCGGCAUCAAUGUUCGCGGACAUCAUGACAAAAGAAGAGACUAAAAAGCUUGCGAAGGAAGACUACUAUCCACGGUCACGCACCGGUCUCGGCGGUCUGUCUCUGAGCUCCACCUCGUCACUGAGCGUUUUCAGGAAGGAUCUUUCCCAAUCGGUUGCUCCUCUGAUCAUUGAUCCAAUAACAUUGGAGACAACAGUGACAGCAUCCAUCAAGGUACCUGAAGAUGUUUUCCCGACGAUCAAAGGUGUACCAGGGGAGAUGGUCAGCUUCAAGUACCAAGUCGAGGUUCUGGUCGAUCUGGGUGGCAGGUUGGCGAGUCAGCUUCAGGGCGGCGGUCAACCGAGGGUGGGACAGUUUGCUCCCGGGUCCGCUGCUGCAGAGGGCAACAAUGCAGUUGUCAACUCUUGGGGUGGAAACGUCAUAGACACGGAUCGGUUACGGCGCGAAAAGGGCGUGAUAUCCGUCGUUUUUGAGGUAAUUCUAGGAACCACGGACAGCUCGAGGUUACGUGGCCGGAGUAAUACGGUGCGGACGUACCAGAUGCAUGAAGGAGCGGCCAGCGGAGAGGACAUUUCGAGCCCUUGGCCGGUUGACGAUAUUCAUGCGGACGACGGCGAGAGCUACUGGCCACUCGCUACACCUCAGAAUCCUGGUACCCUAAGCAGGCAACCUACCAUCACGAUCCAGCCUACGAGUCCGCCUGAGGAGAUGCAAGCGCCCGCCUAUAUCCCUCCACCGCAGGUGCCAGACGAAGCGCGCUUGACAGACAAGGAGCGUGUAAGACGCCAAGAAGAGAGACUGUUGCCCAGUCAACCGCCUCAAAGUUUGGAAGCAGGACCGUCCGGAGCAUCUGCACCAGAACCGAAUAUUUAUGACGCCGAAGACGAGGCACAGCCAGGUCCCUCGGCACCUCACGAGGGGCACCAUGCAGAAGGACAGCCGUCAGCGCCAACGUUGGACGACCUGUCUACGGCUCGCGAAGCUCGUACAGAGGACAAGCAGGAACUCGAACGACAACGGCUUCUGAACGAAGCCAGCGCGCCGCCAGAAUUCCCAGACGAUUAUGACGCCGGGCCAUCAGCACCACCUGGGGACGUGGCUGAGCCUUCGGCGCCCGCACUCAACGACGAGGAAGAAGACUACGGCGAGCAGUAUAGCUACAGGACUGAAGCAGCUGCUGGACAGUCCAGCCACGCAGCAGGCUCGGAACCCUUGCCGAGGUACGAGCGAUGA